Messenger RNA from Carassius gibelio (silver crucian carp), 4328 nucleotides. Its product is annotated as kin of IRRE-like protein 1. Gene Ontology annotation, biological process: cell-cell adhesion. Lineage: Eukaryota; Metazoa; Chordata; Actinopteri; Cypriniformes; Cyprinidae. The coding region runs from base 422 to 2668 and encodes 748 amino acids. Gene Ontology annotation, molecular function: cell adhesion molecule binding. The transcript is spliced from 15 exons. The record is from RefSeq and is a predicted model, not a curated record. Gene Ontology annotation, cellular component: cell-cell junction.
UGAAACGCGCUCAGUUGCACCGGCGAGCGGAGCCCCGCUGAACAGGAGAAACGGAGAUUUUUGUUGUAUCACCCCUAUACGGAGGAUUUUCUCCAGACAUUUGGAUUGAUUCAAGACCCGCGCAUUGAAGCAUCUUCAUUUGAACAACAUUUUGUUGGGAAAUAUUAACUGAACACGGGAACGAUCGAGAGAAAGUUCUAAACUUUAAAGAGACGACCUGCAUUGAUGCUUAGACUGUGUUCCGAUGGCAGUAGAGACUUCCAGCUCUCAGAGCUGAGGUUAACAUAAUCUGCUGUGUUUUAAUUUUUUUACCCAAUUCAAGAGGUGGGCGAGGACCAGCUUCCACAUCUAGUCCAGCCGGAGCUUUCGUGCGCACAAUUUCAGUCUGGACUGCAGGACAAGUGUUGAAGACUCCGGAAAGAUGUUGACGUUUUACAUCGCAUUGUGCCUUUUAGGAACAGUGUCUCAAGCAUCCUACUUUUCCCAGCAGCCCCAAGACCAAGUAGUGGUUGCUGGCCAAUCAGUCACCUUGCCCUGUGUGAUUGUGGGAUACCGGAGCAUGGUGCAGUGGACCAAAGAUGGCUUGGCGCUAGGCGGUGAACGAGACUUACCUGGUUGGGUACGUUACUCUCUGAUGGGAGACCCGCUAUCAGGAGAGCACAGCUUGGUGAUCGAUUCAGCUGAGCUUGGCGAUGAUGCGGUCUACGAGUGUCAAGCCACGCAGGCUGGGCUGCGAUCACACAGAGCCAAACUGACGGUGCUGGUGCCACCAUCAGAUCCCGUAGUGGAUGGAGGGCCAGUGGUCCGUCUCAAAGCUCAUACACCCCAUAACCUGACAUGCCGGGCAUCUGGAGCCAAACCUGCCGCAGAUAUUACCUGGUACCGAGAUGGAGAGAUAAUGCAUGAUGCCAUCUACUCAAAGACUUUGAUGGAGGAUGGAAAGAGAGAAACAGCGGUUAGCAUGCUUCCCAUGGUGCCUGAGGACAGCGAUUCUGGACGUACAUACACCUGCAGGGUCCUAAACCCAGCCGCCCCUGCAGGUCGCCAAACUUCAGUUACCAUCAGUGUUCAGCAUCCUCCAUCUGUGACUCUCUCUGUUCAGCCCCAGACGGUGAUGGAGGGAGCAAAAGUGUUGUUCAUCUGCUCUGCCUCUGCCAACCCUGAGAUCACAGGUUACAGAUGGUCCAAAGGUGGGGUUCCUAUCUCAGAGGCCAAUGGUGACAGCCUGGAGGUGACUGUAGACCACUCUUACUUCACAGACCCAGUCUCCUGCGAAGUGUCCAACUCAGUAGGAAGCACUAAUGUCAGCACCUUGGUGGAUGUACAAUUUGGUCCCAAGCUGCUGACCGAACCAAAACCCCAGAUAGUGGACAUAGGGAUGGAUGCUGCUUUCACAUGCUCAUGGACGGGCAACCCUCCCCUCACUCUGGCCUGGACAAAACAAGGCUCCACUGUGGUGCUCAGCAAUAGUAACACCCUUCAGCUGAAAGCAGUUGCACAAGAUGAUUCUGGGACAUACACCUGCAAAGCCAUCGUGCCUCGGAUUGGUGUGGCAGAGAGAGAUGUAACUCUAACUGUCAACGGCCCUCCCAUCAUCAUGGCAGAGGCCACGCAGCAGGCCGUCAAGCAUUCCAAGGGCAAGCUGGAGUGUCUAGUGGGCAGCAGCCCUCCUCCUGACAAGAUUGUGUGGACAUUUGGAGACACGAUCUUGUCAUCUGGCUCUUCGGGUCGGUUUUCCGUGCAGACGGUACACAGUGACCGAGGGGUCCUCUCCUCGCUAAUCCUCUCAGAGACUCUGGCCCAGGAUUUCCAGCUUCGGUACAACUGCACUGCUUGGAACCGCUUUGGUACAGGCACGGCACUGGUCACUCUUGAAGAGCAAGAGGCCCUCCCCUUGCUUAUUAUCAUUGGAGCAUCAGUGGGCGGAGGCUGUGUCUUCAUCGUUUGCGUCAUAACCCUGGUUUCCAUCUGCUGCCGCCACACUGCUAAAGGCAAAAAGGGCACACGUCUGUCUAAGAGCGACAUCCGCGUACAAAACAUAAACAGCGACCACAACGCAGCCAGAGGAAACGACGAUGAGGAGGAUGUGAAGGAGCCUAUGGCUCCCAACAGCAGUGAGUCUCCAGGAACGUCUCGCACAGAGCACAGCGACCUGCUGGAAGAGGAGGAUGAUGAGAGAUCAGAUAUCAAGGAUCCCACAAAUGGCUACUACAAUGUUCGGGCUCACGAGGACCGCCACAUUACAAGAACUGGCUUCUCUGAAUAUGUCCCUAAUGCUCGCCCAGUCUACACUCCCUCUCAGCUUCCCUCGCCGAGCCCCUUAUACGGCCAACAGUCCACUCAGCCUCGGAUUUAUGACUUCCCCCAGCUUUACACCACAACCCCUGCCACACGCACCACCUAUGAGCAACAGCAGUCACAACAACCACAGCAACAACAGCAAGCUCCUACCAUCUAUCCUCAGGAGCCACUCUGUGCGGGCUAUGGCCGUGCCUUCACAAGCUACAUCAAACCUGCAUCCUUCGAGAAGGCUGACGGGUAUGAGCAUUCAGACCAGGCCAGCAAGGUGUCCAACUCCUCCCGUUUCUCAUACGCAUCCUCACAGGUGUCGUCGCAGCAGUCUGACUAUGGGCGGCCCUCGCAGCAACGCAUGCAGACUCACGUGUGAUGGCUCCCUCGAAGACCUGCUAAGUGUAUGGUCAAGGACUUUCUUCUGAAUGGGUUCAGGAGGGAUUUAAGCAAAAUUUAAACUGAGCUUCAAGAGGCGGAAAAGCUUUAUUGCUAUCUUGAAGUGAAUGUUGGAUCGAUGGAAGAAAGAACUACAACGUGCCAAGCUUGGAAGUCACCAUCAAGCUACUGAUUUUCUUCGUCCAAAUGUUGAACUUUACUGGACAUUGUCCAUCAAUUCAUCUCUAUGGCACUGUAUUUCCAUUAAAAAAGGCUCCAGCAUUGACCCCUUUAGAUCUUGGAGAAGGAAAGCAGUGCUGUGGAGAAGGGCAGUGUCCUCAUUAACUAAUCUUUGCAAACGAGGACAAGCUCGUGACACUAGGCUGAAACAAUCAAAAUGACACGAACUUAUAAAAAUCUAAAAAGGUAAAAAAAAUAAGUGUUUGUUGGCAUGCUGAUGGAAUUGUAAGCACAUUUCUGUAUCAAUGACAACAGGUCUUGCUUACACAAAGUGGCUCAAAGUUCAAUCCACAAAGCAGAGGAGCAGAAGAAAAGAAUCACAUUUCUUCAGAAGCUCUAUCUGCAGUCUGCACUGAUGUUGGGCUAGCAAGAGUAUUUAUGUAAAGCCUCAAUGGACCAGUGCAGGAAACUGGAAUCUGGAAUGCUUUGGUAUAGAAAAAAUGGACAAAAUCCAUUAAAAUAUAUUUCUGUUUGCUUGAUGGAACCAAGAUUGGCCAGUCCCCAAAGAAUCAAAUUUCGAGGUGCGGUCUUUUUAAGCUAUACUCUCAAGGAUUUGUUUCGGAGUUCAGAGUAGAGCCCAUUUCAGGACCACGGUUUCUUAAGUCAAGCCAUGUACGACAAACCUAAAUUACAGCAUGACCUUGUGGCGUGCAGUAAUAAUCUUGUAAUGUUCCUUAUGUGACCACUGUAUGUUAUAAAUACAAUGUGUGCCAAGGUGACUGUUAUGUCAUGCUGACAUGACUGACACCGUCAGGUAGCACCAACAUGUUUACAUAGAAGAAAAAAACUGAAAAAAGAAAUAGCAAGUGAAAUGCAGUACCGUCCAUAUCCACUUAGAGCCACUUCAAUGACUGUACAAAUUGUUGGGAAAUUCACUCCUGUCUGUUGCAUGCAGAUGAUGUGUGUACGUGAACGUAUUCAGCAUUUCUUCUCAUCUGUUUGUUCCUUGUGUGAGAAACCGCUUACUGCACCCUAUGUCUAUUCAAUCUUGGAUACCUGCAUUCAGAGGUUACCAUACUGCCAUUUUCCUUUGAGCCUGAAUGGUCGGCUCCAUUUGGAAAGAUAAAAAAAAACGUCAAAAUGAACUGUAAGAUAGGUGAAAUAAAACAUUGCUUGUCUUUAUUUUUAUAUUUUAUAUAAGCCUUAAUGUACAGCGUGUAAGCUGCUUUAUUGUAAAGUACCUUUAUAUUAUAAAAUGCAUUUAUCUUUAUCUUUGAGUUGACUUCAUUUGGUUCACAACGGUUUUUACCCCCAUGUUACUUAUCAGUUUUGGAGAGGUGAAAGGCGUUACACAACUAAUUGAUCUUUUCCUUCUGUUUCUUUUAUUUUUAAAUAACUUUAAGUUGAUUUGCUAAAAAUGAGCUAUUGUUGCUUGUAACUUUGUACACAUAUUUAUAUUUAAAUAAAACCAUUUCAAAUAA